Molecule: messenger RNA, 1002 nt
Organism: Talpa occidentalis (Iberian mole)
Lineage: Eukaryota; Metazoa; Chordata; Mammalia; Eulipotyphla; Talpidae
Gene: CTRL
Product: chymotrypsin like
Exons: 7
Coding region: 124-918 (264 amino acids)
Biological process (GO): proteolysis
Molecular function (GO): serine-type endopeptidase activity
Source: RefSeq, a predicted model, not a curated record
AGCCGAGCAUGGGAGGGCACCGAGUUCACACAGCUGGUUUGGCCUCAGGCCUGAAACUACGGCCCAAGGACAAGGAGACCCAUAAAGCCAGGCUCAGUUCUCAAAGACCUCACAUCUGCCACAAUGCUGCUGCUCAGCCUGACCCUUAGCCUGGCCCUCCUCGGUUCCUCUUGGGGCUGCGGUGUUCCUGCCAUCAAACCCGCGCUGAACGCCAACCAGAGGAUCGUCAAUGGUGAAAACGCAGUGCCUGGCUCCUGGCCCUGGCAGGUGUCCCUGCAGGACAACACCGGCUUCCACUUCUGCGGCGGCUCCCUCAUCAGCCCCAAUUGGGUGGUCACUGCCGCCCACUGCAAUGUCGUCGCUGGCCGCCACUUCGCUGUCCUGGGCGAGUAUGACCGCUCCUCCAACGCCGAGCCCGUGCAGGUUCUGUCCAUCUCUCGGGUUAUCACACACCCUAGCUGGAACCCCAGCACCAUGAACAAUGACAUGACGCUACUGAAGCUCGCCUCCCCAGCCCGGUACACCGCACAGGUCUCGCCUGUUUGCCUGGCUAGCCCCAGUGACGUGCUGCCCGCAGGUCUCACAUGUGUCACCACCGGCUGGGGCCGCAUCAGCGGUGUGGGCAACGUGACCCCAGCACGCCUGCAGCAGGUGGUCCUGCCCCUGGUCACUGUGAGUCAGUGCCAGCAGUACUGGGGCUCAAAAAUCACCGACUCCAUGAUCUGCGCAGGUGGCGCAGGGGCCUCCUCGUGCCAGGGUGACUCUGGAGGCCCUCUUGUCUGCCUGAGGGGGAACACAUGGGUGCUCACUGGCGUCGUCUCCUGGGGCACCGGCAACUGCAACGUGCACGCACCUGCCAUGUACACUCGCGUUAGCAAGUUCAGCGCUUGGAUCAACCAGGUCAUCGCCUACAACUGAGCUCACUACAGUCGCUGCACCCCGCCCCAUCUCAAUGCAAUAAAAAAUCCCAGGCUCUGUCCUUGGUGAUUCCUUGUCUGUACU